Messenger RNA from Gorilla gorilla gorilla (western lowland gorilla), 4984 nucleotides. Its product is annotated as solute carrier family 35 member F5-like. The coding region runs from base 1 to 861 and encodes 286 amino acids. The transcript is spliced from 9 exons. Gene Ontology annotation, cellular component: membrane. The record is from RefSeq and is a predicted model, not a curated record. Lineage: Eukaryota; Metazoa; Chordata; Mammalia; Primates; Hominidae.
AUGGAGACUACUAGGCUCUCAGCCAUCUGCUGCGUUCUGUGGUUUUUGGCAAAUUUGUCAUAUCAAGAAGCACUUUCAGACACACAAGUUGCUAUAGUUAAUAUUUUAUCUUCAACUUCCGGACUUUUUACCUUAAUCCUUGCUGCAGUAUUUCCAAGUAACAGUGGAGAUAGAUUUACCCUUUCUAAACUAUUAGCUGUAAUUUUAAGCAUUGGAGGUGUUGUACUGGUAAACCUGUCAGGGUCUGAAAAAUCUGCUGGAAGAGAUACAAUAGGUUCCAUUUGGUCUCUUGCUGGAGCCAUGCUCUAUGCUGUCUAUAUUGUUAUGAUUAAGAGAAAAGUAGAUAGAGAAGACAAGUUGGAUAUUCCAAUGUUCUUUGGUCUUGUAGGUUUGUUUAAUCUGCUGCUCUUAUGGCCAGGUUUCUUUUUACUUCAUUAUACUGGAUUUGAGGACUUCGAGUUUCCCAAUAAAGUAGUAUUAAUGUGCAUUAUCAUUAAUGGCCUUAUUGGAACAGUACUCUCAGGGUUCCUGUGGUUGUGGGGCUGCUUUCUUACCUCAUCAUUGAUAGGCACACUUGCACUAAGCCUUACAAUACCUCUGUCCAUAAUAGCUGACAUGUGUAUGCAAAAGGUGCAGUUUUCUUGGUUAUUUUUUGCAGGAGCUAUCCCUGUAUUUUUUUCAUUUUUUAUUGUAACUCUCCUAUGCCAUUAUAAUAAUUGGGAUCCUGUGAUGUUGGGAAUCAGAAGAAUAUUUGCUUUUAUAUGCAGAAAACAUCGAAUUCAGAGAGUUCCAGAAGACAGCGAACAGUGUGAGAGUCUCAUCUCUAUGCACAGUGUUUCUCAGGAGGAUGGAGCUAUUUAGCUGUUUGUUGUCUGUAGCCCAGGUUUGUAUGUGAGCUGGGUUUAGUAUUGAAUAAGGUUCUUAUCUGUGUCAUAUUCAAAGGGUUGAUUUUCUAUAAUUAGUUGUUUGAGAGGCAAUACAGCCUUAGAGGCUAAAGGGGCUAAAGCCUGGACUCCAGUUCCGUCUUCUCCACAUACUAGCUGUGUGGCCCUAUGCAAGGUUCUUAAUCUCUUGAUGCUCCGGCUCUCUUAUUUGUGAAAUGGGAUUACAGUAGAACCUCCCUUAUGAGGGUGUUAAAAUAGUAAAUACUUGGUAAAUAUAAAGUAUGUAUAAUAGUGCCUGACUCAAAUGAUCAGAAAGUUUUAACUCAUUUUUAUUCAUGCUAAGGGUCAUUUUAUUUAAUAAUAUGCUUUAGAAAAAUAUUUUUUCUCUGAUGAUAAAAGAAAAAUGUAAUAUCCUGGGGUACAAUAUACUGGUUGGAAAAUACUAGUCUUUAUGUGUGUGUUUUACAUAACUGGCACAGUGUUUAUCCUCAUUCUCUGACAUUGCUUUGUCAUUUAACAAUGCUUCUGGAAUAUUUUUCCAUUUUUUACAUUUUAAGAAAUAGUGUCUUUUAUAUGUCUUCGAUGAUAGAGUACAUGACAUUUAAUAUUUUGCUGAAUGAAAGCUUGAAUUAAAUGUAACAUACAGAUUUUGCAGGUACAAAAGUGAUUAUUUAGAAUGAAAGAUCACAAUAAACUACUAGAAUUUUUCUAGUUUUUCUAAGACAUUUGCAGGUACAAAAGUGAUUAUUUAGAAUGAAAGAUCACAAUAAACUACUAGAAUUUUUCUAGUUUUUCUAAGACAUCUUUAGGCAAUUUAUAUUGAAAUGUUUCUUGAUUGCUACUGAGUUUUUCCUCCCUAUCUAGAACAUUGUACAACUCCUGUCAGUUGUUAACACUUAUAUUAGGCUUGAAGAUUAAGUUUCGUUAUCCUCAUGGUAAACUUGCUUCUAACCUACAGCUAAUGGUCCUGGUUUUCUGUUUUUCUUUAGUGUGCUGUUUUUAAAUCUAGUUUAUACCUGCACAUGGUUUGAGCUCUAGUUCUCCAAGACUUUUUGUACAAGGCAGUUACCCCUGCCCUUCCCUGCCCUGCUCAUCCUGCUUUCAUUUUCUUCCCACUCUGAGGAAAUUAAACUCUUAUCUGAUUCUUUUGGUAUUUUCCUUCUUGUCUCCCUAAGUAUCACGCUUAUGACUUGUGUUUCAUGAGUUCUCGGUUUUAGGCAUCUUCAGCUGACUUUCCCACUAAGAUCAAUGAGGACAGAUUAUUUUCAAGUUUACUCCUCCUCUGCUCCCACCUCAUAUGCCUCCUGUCUCCAUAUCAGUUCGGCCUCCUCAUCAUCUCUGUAUAGUUAUUGCAUAAUUUUGGAUAGAUCUGUAGUCAGUGUUUAUAUUGUUGUCACUAAAAAAUUGUUACUUAUAACUGAGCUAUGUAGGAUUCGUCCUGGUAUUUCCCUUAUCCAGAGAUUCUCUGUUACUACCCUUUUUGGAGAGUAAACCUUAAAGUCUUCUCCUGGGAUAGAGAAAAGGCACUUGGCCAACUGUGAAAAGUAAGAGAGGGCAUCUGAGUGUCUGUCUGCUUUUUCUAUAGACAUUAUACCAGUCUUCUUGUUUUUAGUUGUUUCUUCACCCCUCCUUACAGAGAUAUCUGGUCCUGUUUUUCCAUUGCUAACCAAGAGUUGGCUGUUAUUUUCUCAUCUCUCUACUUUUCUUUUUGUCCAUGUGGUUUAUUCCUUUUAAGAAAAAAAUUCCAGGCUGGGCAUAGUAACUCAUGCCUGUAAUCCUAGCAUUUUGGGAGGCCAAGGAGGGAGGAUCACUUGAGCUCAGGAGUUUGAGACUAGCCUGGGCAACAUAGUGAGACCUUAUUUCUGUUAAAAAAUAUAUUUUUUUAACCCUUUGUUUCCUUUUUAGUGAGGUUUUGGAGAACAAGUGGAACUAAAUAUAUGUUUAUGUGCCAUCUUUAAAUUUAAAAAAAUGUAAACACAAUUACAGUAAGUCCUCACUUAACAUCAUCAGUAGGUUCUUAUAAACUGUGACUUUACGCAAAAUUACAGCAAAACUUUUUUUUUUGCAUCAACAUUAUAACAUAACAACACUGAAUGAAAAAAUGUUAUUCGGGGACCUAAAGUCAGUUUCCUAGAACCUAUGACAUUAAAUGAGGACUUUUUAUUCUUGAAAGCUUUUUAAUGCUGUAAUUUAUGCAUUAUUUUUCUUGGGUAUGCUGUGCAUUGUUCUCAUACUCACACUUAAACCUACCCAUAUCCAGCAAGGUUUCAGUAUUUUUAGAAGUGAGAUCUGUGUAAAGAAGAGAGUGAAGACUAGAGAGGAUGGAUUGCAAUAGAGUAGAAUAGACUGGGUAGGUGUCUUUGUCUUUGCAGGAGUAAUGGUGGAAUAUACCAGGAGUACAACUAACUGCUAAUACACAGUCUUUAGUGUUGAUGUCAGCUUUUGACAUUGCUAUAGAAGUCACAUUCAUAGGUUCUUAGUACUCCAAAUUUGAGUAUCCAGUUAUUAAGUAUGUAUACAGUGAAAAUAGAUAUUUCAAUCUUAAGAUAAUUUGCUUUUUAAAAUGUAAACUAUAGAAAACUAAAACUGUGAAAUUAUAAUCUAAUCACAUUUCUGUGGUUUCUGUUUUUAGCUUGGUAAUGGAACUAUACAGCUAAGAGACAAUCUCUGGCAAGUUUUUGUAGAAAAAAUGUUUCAGUGCCUAGUCUGAAAAAUAACAGUUUCAGUUCUUUGAAACUCUAAAAUAUAUUUUUCUCAUACCUGUUUUCUUCAUUUUCAUAAUGAAGCACUUUGCUAUGUAGCUGUGUACAUAUCACUACAGUUAUAGGAAGUUUUAGUCUACAGUCCAUCCAAAGGACCAACCUGCCUUACACAUCUCAAGGAAUUCAGCUGUUGAAAUCAUUUGAACUAAUCAAGGAAUAAAUCCUAAUGUUCUGGGACUUUAUUUUCACAUGUUAAAUGCUGGAAUAUAUUAUGAAAAUGUUUUCAAGAAAUCACUUAAGUGUUCAUAUUUCUUAAGUAUUUCUUAAGUAUUUCUUAAGUAUUUCUUAAGUAUUUCUUAAGUAUUUCUGACAGGUAAAAUGCUAAAAUAAGCUACCUGUAAUAAGUGUGGAUUAUAUUUUUGGGUUUUGUAGAAUAUUGCAAAUUAACUACACAAAAAAUGUUUAAUUUAUACAACAAGCAUGUUUGUGCAAAUUUCAUGGGACUUUAAAAAGAAUAAGUAUUUGAGAAAAUAUCUGGUUCACUUACGCUACAUUUACUGUAUUAUUCUUUUAUAGCAUUAGGUGCCUUGUAUUUUAAAUCUGUGAAAAACCGUGGCAAAUUUUUAAAGGAGAAGUAUUAUUAUAAAAUGAAGAAAUAUGUAUUUCUAAAGGCUAUAUUGCUGUAAACUUAAUUGAUAAAGCUCUGUUUAAUUUAGAGUUUUGAAGAAAUAGUCUCCCUUCAAUUAAGAAAUUUUCAUAAUGGAAUGAUUUAAAUUGAAGUGACAAAGAGUAUUAUUAAAAUACAAUGUUUAUACGUGUAUUUGUGUAUUGUAGAUGUAUCAAGUGAUUUCUAAUUUUUUUCACAUAUGAAUGUGCCAGAUUACUGUAGAACUAGAUGUCUCUUCUUUAAAUAAUUUUAGUUUUCCUGAAUAAAUUUGUAAUGGUUAAAGUACCAAGUAAGUAAGGUGAGAAGGGAUUCUGUUUUUAAAAUCACAUCAGAACUUUUCCUCUACUAAGAUUAUAAAUUAAAUGUAAAAUACUCCUAAUUGCAAUUCUUAAACUUAGGCCUUACAUGUACUUAUUAUGCAACUGCUCCUGGACUCUAUUCACCAUAGAUAUCAGUAAACGUAUGUCCCAGGAUUCACAGGCUUUUGAUUAAUCAAUAUUCUUUUCAAGUUUUCUGUGUGAAGAGUUUAGUUCUCUUCAAAAUUUCUUAACUAAUCUGAUUUUUAAGAAUUCUCUUUGCAGUGUUUAGCUUCCUAUUCACAUUCUUAAAAUUGCUUUGGUGUUACCAUGAGUCUAAAAUGAAGUUUAGCCUUCCUUUUGUUUCAUUCUGAGAACUUCUAUAUUAUAUUACCUUUAAAAAUUGUUUAUGAUAUUAAAUUUAAAAUACAAACA